Molecule: messenger RNA, 2404 nt
Organism: Geodia barretti
Lineage: Eukaryota; Metazoa; Porifera; Demospongiae; Tetractinellida; Geodiidae
Source: the annotation of a GenBank genome assembly
ACUGUGCUCCAGCAGUGUGUUUGGGUUAGUAGCAAGAGUAUUGGUUUUGUGUUAUGAAAAGCUGAAAACAUCAACAGUGUAGCUCUGUAACCAUUAACUGUAUGGCCAAACACAGGCUCUCUGAUGGAAGAGGUUGUGCCAAUGUGACCCUAGAUAAGUGGUGGUGUUCAAUGUGACAGUCAACAUGGACCAGUGUCUUCCUGGCACUCAGACUCGACUUCUACCUCUGCCAGGGUUCGGUAAUGUACAGUUGACACUGGUACCUAUCUGUGAAUGCAACUGCUCAUCACAAAUGAGUCUGAACCACCCAUCUUGUGGCGACCGAGGCUCUCUUGUGUGUGGAGCCUGCGACUGUUCUGAGGGCUUCUAUGGAGAGCAAUGUGAGUGUGACGAUGAACUGGGGCCCUGUCUGGAUGACUGUUUUAACAGAGGAACUUGUGAUAACUGCACAAGAGAGUGUAUAAGUUGUGAUACAUACCAGGAUAUUAAAGGUGGUGUUUUUCAGAUAGUGGGCAGCUUUGGAGAGAGAUGUCAGUGUGACAACUCCACUGGUGCUGGAGCCUGUCCUGUUGGGAGAGAUAUAGACCAAGUCUGCAGUGGUAGGGGAGAGUGCAUGUGUGAUGGAGACAAGUGUGACUGUGACUGUGAGUGUGGGACAGCUCCUCUUUCUGGUCAGCAUUACUUUGAAGAUGACUGUGGCUGCGACCCUGACAACUGCUACAAUGAGCAGUACCCUGGCAGGGAAUGUGCACACAGUAGGAACAGACGCUUGGAUGGCCACUGUGACUGUAAUCAAUGUGAGUGCCCUGCAGAGGACUCUGUCUACUUCAACAGGACCUGCAUCAAUAGAAUUGACUUGUGUGAUAUGUUUGACUCCUGCGCUCGCUGCUGGCCUGGGGGUUGCACUACAGAAGACUGUCAAUCCGGUUACCUGGAGGAUUCCAUUGCAGAAGACAGCGUGGUUUUGGGGUGGCCUUUUUUCCCUCCCUUUUUCUUCUUGUUAACUACCUGAUUGUCCCCUCUGGGCCAUCUUACUCCGUGGCCAGAGUGUACUUUUUGGGGUACAGUGACUGCCAAUCGUCGGAGAUGGAUAGUAUGGCCUGGGUAGUUCCUGUCGUGGCAGUGCAAGGAUUUCUACUACUGGUAGCUGUGCCAGUCAUUACUGGCUUGUGCAUUCUGAGAAAACAUAACAAAAAUCACACCAGUAAAGAAGUGAGAGCAGAGUAUCCAGGGAUAAAGGGAAAAGGUCGCACAUUGUGGAAGAAGGAACUGAGGAAGAAAAGAGAUGAGAAAGAGGAUUUUGAAACCACUGCUGCACUAACUGAACCGCUAAUGAUGUCUGAUGUACUAGAAGAACUAGUACAAGAAAUGUCUACUAAUGGACUCUUUGUUCCUGAUACUAGCAUUACCAUACAAAACGUUGUUGGUGAAGGAGAGUUUGGAGUUGUGUACAAGGCACUUCUACAUGGGUGGAAGGAGAACAUGCACAGUUUGGUUGCCGUGAAGACUUUAAAAGGAAUGUUUAGUUGUUGUGAUGUUAAACAUCUGGCAGAGGAGAGUCAGAUCAUGGCAAGAUUUGAUCAUCCCAAUGUCAUGAAGCUGAUUGGUGUGUCCAUGAACAAGUAUAAACACCUUUUUAUUGUCAUGCCAUUCAUGGCUAAAGGCAGUCUCUUAUAUCAUCUGAAGAAGAAUAGACACAUUUUCACUAUAGAGAGUGAGGAAAUCACAGAAAUGCCAGAAGUAACGAGUUCAAGGUUGCUAUCAAUGUGCCUGCAGAUUGCAAAAGGCAUGGAAUACUUGGCACACAAUAAGUUUGUUCAUCGUGACCUCGCAGCUAGGAACUGCAUGAUUGACUUGAACAAUGUGAUAAAGGUUGCUGACUUUGGUCUGACAGAGGAUACCUAUGCCAGGAACUAUUUCAGACAAACAACAGAGCAAGAGGAUGGAGAGCCUCCUGUGAAGCUGCCAGUGAAAUGGAUGGCUCUGGAGAGUCUGAAUGAUGGAAUCUUCUCUGAGAAAACUGAUGUGUGGUCAUUUGGAGUGACAUGUUGGGAGGUGUUCUCAUUGGGGAAGAACCCCUACCCUGGAGUGGACCCCUUUUCCCUCAUCAGAUAUCUGGAGAGAGGAGAGAGACUGGAUAAGCCUCUCAAUGCUGCCUGCUCCCAAGAAAUAUAUAAUGUGAUGAGGGAGUGUUGGGAGUGGAAGCCAUGGAAGAGACCAAGUUUCUCUCAACUGGUGACUGUCAUCUCCACUAGUCUGGAGGGAAUGGGCUGGAUAUCUGGACCUCAACUCUCCAGUUCCUACCACUACAAAUACUCCCAACUGACAUGAAAACAAUAGUCUUUUAGUUUAGCCUACUGUAACACAUAUUGGGGUAUAUGUAGCUAAAUAAUCUCUCUGAGUU